AUGCAAUAGAUUUCCCCAGAGGUUGAACAAUAUCUUUCUGAAUUAUUGAAGCCUGUUCUUGAAAGAGUGGAUGAAUUAAAAAUAAGAGAUCAAUAAAAUGAAGACUAAAUCAAUUCACUUGUUCAAGAAUUGACUUAGUUAAAACAAUUGGUUGGCACCCUAAAGCCUUUAAAAUAAGAUGAGGAGAAAAAACAAAUAAAGCAAGAAUAAAAGAAAGAUAAUAAUGGAAAUCAUGAAAACAAAAAACAGGACCGUCCCACAACUGCUGCUGUCUAAAAGAUUGAAUAAAAUAAAGUAAAAGAGCCUCGACCUUCAACUGGCCAAAAACAAUUGAGUUAAAGUGUCAUCGUAGAUAAAACAACAACAAAUGAAGUAGAUAAAGUGCCUUUGAAAUCUCCAAGAGAUUCAACAUAAAAGCAACCAAAACCCCAAGGAUAACAAUAAUAACAACCUCCUUAACCUAAACCAAAACCUUAAAAAUAACCUGAAUAAAAAGAUACAAAAGAUUAAAAAGACUCUAAACCACAAGGUUAAGAAUAACCCUAAAAAUAGGCUUAACCUUAAAAAGAUGAAAAAAAAGGGGAGAAGCCAAAAUAAACUAAAUAAAAUGCGGCCGUUCAACCUGAAAAGACUGAAAAACCAAAGGAAGCUCCUAAGAAGACAGAUAAACCAUAAGAUCAGAAACCUAAUGGUACAGCAAAAAAUUAAGGAAAACCUAAUGAUAAAAAGGCAGAACCUAAAUAAGACGAUAAAAAAAUAAUAAAAAAAACAAAAUAACCAACUGGCCAACCUGGAGGUUAAUAAUAAACUGAUGAAUAAUUCUAAUAAUAAUUAUAAGCUUCUCAAGUCAACUAAGAACAAUAAUCUGCUGAAAAAUCAUCAAAAGAAAAUCAUUCUGAAUAAAAUGAAUAACAUUCAGAUAAUCAUUAAGAAAUUACAAACAGUGAAUAGGUUGUUGAAUAACCCCCAUAAGAGUAACACCAAGAGGAACAUUAGGAGGAAUAAAAUUAAUUUUAACAUCAAGAAUAAAAAGAAGAAGAACAUUAAUAAUAAUAAGAGGAUUAAAAUUUGGUUAACAAUCAACCACAAGAGGAGUCAUAGGGGUAAUAAUAAGAAGUAAUUUGA
Molecule: messenger RNA, 1125 nt
Organism: Paramecium tetraurelia
Lineage: Eukaryota; Ciliophora; Oligohymenophorea; Peniculida; Parameciidae
Exons: 5
Source: RefSeq, a predicted model, not a curated record